AUGGACAAUGAAAGAUUUCGAUUGUCGUACACCUACAGAGGUCUCAUUGUUCCCGUAUUAACCCCUUUCAGUAAAAAUGGAUCUCUUAAUUUGAACAUUAUACCACAAUAUGCGACAUAUCUAGCAAAGAAAGGAAUCAAAGGUAUACUUGUUAAUGGCACAAAUGGUGAAGGAAUGUCAAUGUCUGUUGCCGAAAGAAAACUUGUUGCCGACGCCUGGGUAAAGGCAGCGAAUGAAACAAAACAACACUUGAUGGUUCAAGUAGGAGGUGCUCCUUUUCCCGAUGUUAUUGAACUUGCAAAACACGCAAGUAGUUUGAACGUGGAUUCUAUACUCUGCUUACCAGAAUUGUACUUCAAACCUACUACUCCUGAACAACUAAUUGAAUACUUGCAAACAAUUGGCAAGGCAGCGCCAAAGACACCGUUACUAUACUAUCAUAUUCCUAUGAUGACUAAUGUUAACAUACACAUGGAACAAUUCCUUGCAUCAAUUGGUGAUAGAAUACCCUCAUUCGUGGGUAUAAAAUUCACUAGCUUCAAUUUAGAGGAAGGAGCUCAAGCGCUACGUGCUGAUAAUAAAAAAUAUAUUAUUUUCCUUGGCAACAAUCAGUUAAUAAAUGCCGCAUAUGCAUUGGGAAUGAAGUCUUUCAUAUUAAGCACCUUAAACAUGUUUCCGGAACUUGUAUUGGAUCUUCUUGCUGUUUGCAAGAAUGGAGAUAUGUUAAAAGCUAAAGAUAUGCAAGAAAAGCUUUCAAGUUCUGUAGCUGCUAUAAUGAAACAUGGUAAUCGAAUCCAAGCUACAAAAAUAGCAAUGGCUCUUCUUACUGACAUUGAUGCAGGGCUAUCUCGUACACCACCUAAUUCUAUUUCUUCUAAGAUUGUAACAACUAUGAUAAAAGAUUUGACAAACUUAGGAUAUCAACCAAAAAUUAAAUAUUACUGAGAAUAUUUUCCUUUUCCAACUUAUCUUGUUUGUAUAACAUAUUGUAUUAUGUAGUAUAUUGUAUUAUAUCAUCUCUGGUUUUCCAAUAAAUUAUCUAAUUAUAAACAUAAA
Molecule: messenger RNA, 1056 nt
Organism: Temnothorax curvispinosus
Lineage: Eukaryota; Metazoa; Arthropoda; Insecta; Hymenoptera; Formicidae
Product: N-acetylneuraminate lyase-like
Exons: 8
Coding region: 1-945 (314 amino acids)
Biological process (GO): N-acetylneuraminate catabolic process
Molecular function (GO): 4-hydroxy-tetrahydrodipicolinate synthase activity; N-acetylneuraminate lyase activity
Source: RefSeq, a predicted model, not a curated record